AUGGUGGAUGUUUUUCAUGAGUGCCUUACCAAAUGGUUGAUAUACGGAAAAUUAAUCGAUCCCGGUUUUCGAUGGAUGAUCGAAGUAGAAAGCAAGUGGACGGUGGAACAAAACUGGACAAAUAGAUUUAAGAUUAGAGAAGAGUCUGUGCCAUUAAUUUUUGAGCAUUUUGAAGGGCUCGAAGAAAAAAUUUUUUUCGUUGGCAAAACUGUUGCUCUGAUGGAACAAUUGAAUAUGGAAGAUGACGAUCUACAUAACAGGCUCAAAAUAUUUUCUUCUGUUAAUCAUUUUAAAUGUUAUGUGCAUAUCAACGCUGGUAAUUGCCUCCACUGUGCUGUUAAAAAACUUUCUGUUCGGAUAAAAAGCAAAGUUUAUCGAAAUAUUCUACAAAAAUAUGACUUCCAAGCGCAUAUACUUGCUAUAGAGCGACACUAUUUGUUGGAUGAUGAGAUUUUUGCUUUGACAUUUUACGAAAAACUAAGGGAAAAAACUAUUGGAGAUAGCAUGCUCAAACUAAAUUCUCACCAGCUUUCAGACUCUUUUAGAGCUGCUAUGCAGAAAUGUAACACUUGGCCUUUUGAGAUUUCACAGUAUGCAAGCAUUGAAGCAACUUGUGGGUUAAUGAAAGAGUUCACUGACGUUUUAGACUCUUCGCGUCUAGUUAGUAGUCCACGAGAUCUACGUGGUUUCGCAGCUAUCAGGUUAAACUACAAAGCGAAAAUUCCUAUUUCUAUUGUUCUGAAUGAAAGGUACAGUGACCUUUGUCACUCUUCGCGUCUAGUUAGUAGUCCACGGGAUCUACGUGGUUUCGCAGCUAUCAGGUUAAACUACAAAGCGAAAAUUCCUAUUUCUAUUGUUCUGAAUGAAAGGUACAGUGAUCUUUGUCUAGGCACCGCUUUGAAAAGCAGAAAUUUCACAAUAGAAAGCAAAAACGAAACAGUAGUUAUUCCUACUGUAUUGUUAUAUAACAAUGCAGUAGGAAUAACUAUUGUUUACGUCCCUUUUACGAUUUAA
Molecule: messenger RNA, 1014 nt
Organism: Thelazia callipaeda (thelaziosis nematode)
Lineage: Eukaryota; Metazoa; Nematoda; Chromadorea; Rhabditida; Thelaziidae
Source: the annotation of a GenBank genome assembly